Molecule: messenger RNA, 3356 nt
Organism: Odontomachus brunneus
Lineage: Eukaryota; Metazoa; Arthropoda; Insecta; Hymenoptera; Formicidae
Molecular function (GO): iron ion binding; monooxygenase activity; oxidoreductase activity, acting on paired donors, with incorporation or reduction of molecular oxygen
Source: RefSeq, a predicted model, not a curated record
GUCCAUAGUUUAGACAGAAUUGUUCAUGAGCUUGUACGUUACACUCUAUUCCGUUAAGAGACGCGCAGUUAUAAAUAACCAAAACACUAUUGCCGUUUAUUGUCGGCUCUAAAAAUGAUUGUUACUGUACUUUUAUUGUUUAUUAUUACAGUAAUUAUUGCGUUUGGUUAUGACUAUUACGUGCAUCGUUCAAGAGUCGGACGACUGAUCGAUAAAUUACCCGGACCGAAGACAAUUCCGAUUGGUGGUAAUGUAUUGCAAAUGCAAAGUUCACCAGAAAAUCUAUGGUUGCUUUUGCGUGACAUCGCGGACAGAUAUUAUCCCAUUGCUAAAAUAUGGAGUUUCUUUACGCCUGCCAUAACUAUUCGUCAUCCAGAUGAUCUCGAGGCAAUAUUAAACAAUACGAAGCAUAUCGAGAAAAGCAUGAUAUAUCAAGUUUUGCAUCCUUGGUUAAACACCGGGCUUCUUACUAGCGCGGGUCCCAAAUGGCAUUUACGACGGAAGAUACUAACACCUACAUUCCAUUUCAAUAUACUGCAACAGUUCAUUGAUAUUAUGUUGGAGGAGAGUGAACGUAUGACGCACAAAUUAAAGAACAUUGGCGGCAUGGUUGAAAUAGAUAUAAUACCGUUUGUUUGUGAACACACACUAAACGCAAUAUGCGAAACUGCCAUGGGCACUUCUCUGCACAGUCUCGGUGCGGCCCAAGAAAAAUAUCGACACGACGUUCGUCAAAUGAGUCAACUUUCUAUUUAUAGAUUAUUUAGGCCCUGGUUACAUUACGACCUGAUAUACGCGUUAACGUCCGCGGGCAGACUGCAAAAGAAGACACUAAAAAACUUGCACGAAUUCACUGAAAAAAUCAUUACCGAAAGAAAACUUUAUCACGAACGCACAAACAAUAAAUAUUUGCAUGAUUUAGCAAAUGACGAUGCGAUGGAAACAGAUGACGUAAAAAUACAUGGAUCUCGAAAAAAGCGACUUGCCAUGUUGGAUCUUUUAAUAGCAGCCUCGCAAGAAAAUCAUUUGAGUGAUUUAGAUAUCAGAGAGGAAGUGGAUACCUUCAUGUUCGAAGGUCAUGACACAACAGCAAUGGCUAUAUGCUUCACUUUGUUAUUGUUAGCUGAGCACCAGGAUAUUCAGGAUCGCAUCAGGGAUGAGGUCAAUAUAGUGAUGGAACAGUUUGAGGAGAAAUUGACUAUGACGGCCCUGCACAAUCUAUCGUACUUAGAAAGAUGUUUGAAGGAAUCGUUGCGGCUAUAUCCCAGCGUGCAUUUCAUAUCACGAGACGCAGCGGAGGAUGUGAAAUUAUAUUCGUAUGUAAUACCCGCUGGAACAAUUGUACAUCUCAAUAUCUAUGAUGUUCAUAGAGAUCCCAAUUUCUGGCCGAAUCCCAAUGUAUUUGAUCCAGACAGAUUUUUGCCUGAAAAAAUACAAAGGCGUCAUCCUUAUUCGUACCUACCAUUCAGCGCGGGACCACGGAAUUGUAUUGGUCAACGAUUCGCUAUGUUGGAAAUGAAGGCCAUGAUAUCUACUCUCGUGCGCAACUUUUACUUGGAACCAAUUAAUUAUCUAAAAGACGUGCAGAUAACUGCUGAUCUAAUACUUCGACCUAAUCACCCGCUGAAUGUAAGAUUUGUCCCAAUGAAGACAUUUGAAGUAAACGCGGAUUCUUUGAGUGUUAUUGUUUACUAUCCUCUUUUAUUGCGUUUAUUGUCGCGUCCAAAAAUGAUUGUUACAGUACUUUUAAUGUUUAUUAUUAUAGUAAUUAUUGCGUUCGCUCAUGAUUAUUAUGUGCAUCACACAAGAGCCGGACGACUGAUCGAUAAAAUACCGGGACCGAAGGGCAUUCCGAUUGCUGGCACUGCACUUGAACUGCAAAUUUCACCAGAAAAACUAUGGUUACGUCUGCAUUUCGAAGCGGAGAAACAUUAUCCCAUUCUUAAAUUAUGGCUUUUCUCUAUACCCGUAAUAUCUAUCCGUCAUCCGGAUGAUCUCGAGGCAAUAUUAAACAAUACAAAGCAUAUCGAGAAAGGCCAAUUCUAUGAACUUCUACAUGCUUGGUUAAACACUGGACUUCUUACCAGCAAAGGGGCCAAGUGGCAUUCACGACGGAAGAUAUUAACGCCUACAUUCCAUUUCAAUAUAUUGCAACAGUUUAUUCAUAUUUUAUUGGAGGAGAGUGAACGGAUGACACAUAAAUUAAAGAAUAUUGGUGGAACGGUUGAAAUAGAUGUAAUACCGUUCGUUUCAGAACACACACUAAACGCAAUAUGCGAAACUGCCAUGGGUACUUCUCUGCAUAGUCUCGGUGCGGCCCAAAAAAAAUAUCGACAAGACGUACGUCAAAUGAGUCAACUUUUUAUUUAUAGAUUAUUUAGGCCCUGGUUAUAUCCCAACCUGACAUUCGCGUUGACGUCCGCGGGCAGAUUGCAAAAGAAGACAUUAAAAAGCUUGCAUGGAUUCACUGAAAAAAUCAUUGCGGAAAGAAAACUUUAUCAUGAAUACACGAACAAUAAAUAUUUACAUAAUUUAGUAAAUGACGAUGCGAUGGAAACGGAUGAUGUAAAAAUACACGGAUCUCGAAGAAAGCGGCUUGCCAUGCUGGAUCUUUUAAUAGCAGCCUCGCAGGAAAAUCAUUUGAGUGAUUUGGAUAUCAGAGAGGAAGUGGAUACUUUCAUGUUCGAAGGUCAUGACACAACAGCAAUGGCUAUAUGCUUUACUUUGUUACUGUUAGCUGAGCACAAGGAUAUUCAGGACCGCGUUAGGGAGGAGAUCAAUACAGUGAUGGAACAGUUUGAAAAAAAGUUGACUAUGACAGUCAUGCAGAAUCUAUCGUACUUAGAAAGAUGUUUGAAGGAAUCGUUGCGGCUGUAUCCCAGCGUACAUUUUAUAUUGCGACGUGCUGACGAGGAUGUAAAAUUAUGUGAUUCAAAUGUAAUACCCGGUGGAACAGUUGUACAACUCAAUAUCUACGAUGUUCAUAGAGAUCCCAAUUUCUGGUCAAGUCCCAAUGUAUUUGAUCCAGACAGAUUUUUGCCUGAAAAAAUACAAAAGCGUCAUCCUUAUUCGUACCUGCCGUUCAGCGCGGGACCACGGAAUUGUAUUGGCCAGCGAUUCGCUAUGUUGGAAAUGAAGAUCAUGAUAGCUACUCUCGUACGCAACUUCUAUUUGGAACCUAUUGAUUAUCUAAAAGAUAUGAAGAUAAUUGCUGAUAUAAUACUUCGGCCUAACCAUCCGCUGCGUGUAAGAUUUGUCCCAAUAGAAGACGUUUGAAGCAAGAAUGGAUUCUAUGAAUAAUAGAAGCGAAUGCAAAUACGUAGUUAAAAUCUAACAAUUGUCGAUUUAACAAUUAC